AUGGCGGUGGUCAUCACGAAACUGACGGGCAUAUAUGAUUUUACUGGUGUCCACAAUGAUGCCCUCAGGGAUCUCCUCGAUGAUGCCUGCCUUGCAGCACUCAGUGUCCGACUUCUCCUCGAGUAUCUACCAAUUAAUGAGGACAUCAUGCAUACCGGAGUGCGUCUGGUGGAGUCACACUUGGCUGUAGUCUAUACUAUCAGCAAGGACCGCAAAUAUCUGACAGCGGGCUAUCCAUCGGAGCCUGUCGUCGCUGAAGCGGCUGCUCAAGUGAUGCGGAGGUUUCAAGACCCAGUUCCAGACAUCCUGGCGCGGUAUACUCGUAGCGCGAUGAUAUCCGCGGGUCAAAGAGGAGAACUAGUGAUGCGACUUCUCCUCAUCCGGGCUUUUGACAACGCUUCGAAGAGAAAUCGUGGCGAUAACGACCAGAUCGACCGACCCGUGAGCUUAUUUGCAUUCCUCGAGGAGCUCUUCAAUGUAGGACAAGUGAACAAAUUGCGAGUAUCCUAUCCCGCCAGCGGCUAUGGGGAGCGAUUUGACGCAGCAUUCAAGGACGCUCACGUCCGCUUCACACAUUUUGCGAGGCUCGAAGACAACUCUUUGGUCACUUCGCGAGGGGCCUGGAUAGCUAUGACACGUGGCAUAGCCUGGCAGUGUGCCCCGCAACAGGAGGUCAUUGAUUGCAUAGUCCCCGUCGCUCUCAAUAGAGGAUUGUUGUCAGAGAAGACGAUGACUGCGAUCCUUAUUCAGGUCAAAAACCGCAAGUCACCGGCCCCGCUCGUCAUCGAUGAGAGCAAAUUGUCCCAUAAGGGCCACAGGUUUUUCCCCGCAGAGACAGAAGAUCGGCGGCCGUACAUAGCACUCGUGCUGGAACUAGGUGUCCGGAAUGUUAGCAACCUGAGAGAGAAGCCGCCAAGUGUCCGACUGUCCGAGUCCUCAAACGCUCCCAUGCAUCCGCGCUACCAGUUGGACGUGUAUGGUUGUUCACCUCGUGUGUACAGCGUCGUCAAAGACAAGAAAGCGUAUACUCUGCUCCUCGAUGGCAGGGACAUCUACCUGGAACAUCCACGCAGGAGUACUGAGCCCUGGUUAAAGCGCGUUCGGGGAUAUUGGUCCGCGAAGACAGCGGACUGGACAGAUGACAGUGGGAAGGCUCAGGGGAUCGAUGAGGAUAUCGAGGAUGAUCAGACCUAUCUUGGUGCAAGCCAGAUUCACGGAGAGUCCAUAAGCGUCGUGGGUGAAGAAUCUUAG
Messenger RNA from Postia placenta MAD-698-R-SB12, 1251 nucleotides. RefSeq lists its product as hypothetical. NCBI's taxonomy places the organism in Eukaryota, Fungi, Basidiomycota, Agaricomycetes, Polyporales, Adustoporiaceae. The record is from RefSeq and is a predicted model, not a curated record. The transcript is spliced from 2 exons. Bases 1 to 1251 code for a protein of 416 amino acids.